Molecule: messenger RNA, 947 nt
Organism: Cherax quadricarinatus
Lineage: Eukaryota; Metazoa; Arthropoda; Malacostraca; Decapoda; Parastacidae
Source: RefSeq, a predicted model, not a curated record
ACAGCAAAAAUACUUAUCUCUAAGAUAUGGAUUUACGUAACAAGAAUACCAGUAUAUACGCACUGAGAGAUACAAAGGCUACUCUUUUCGAUACGUAUCUACCGAGAGUAAAUUCUCCUCUCAGGAUACACCAACGUGUAGGACAGUUGAGGAUAACGAGUGACUUGUUACAGCCGAUGUCUCCGCAAAGAAAGAUUCCGGUGGUCGACCUGGGCCAGCUGGGUUUGGGGUGGGACAAAGAGGCCAGCCAGGAAGAAUUGCAGAGGGUGGCGAGGCAGCUACAUGAAGCCUUCACGGAUAUUGGAUGUGCUUACUUAACCAACCAUGGCGUUCCCGACGACCUGGUGAGUCGUGUCUUCAAUUCCGGGUCUGCCUUCUUCCGCCUGGACCAGAGCCAGAAGGAUCGCUACGCUAAGAAUGUCAAGACUCACGAGGGAUAUAUAGCUUCUAGCAAGGAGAAUUUCACUAGCCUAGUGGAGUUGCACGAAACAUACAACAUAAAGUCGGCCGAGGCUGUCUUUCCUGAUGCGGAGGUACCAUCCUUCAGACCUUCUGUGGCUUCCAUCCUCAAGUCGUGCAGGAAACUCUCCAUCCGCAUUAUGAGGGUCAUAGCCAUCGCUCUAGACUGUAGACUCAAAAUACAAAAGGUACAAGAUUUAACAAGACCUUUGAAUCUGGCCGUAAAGUAUCUAUGGAUUACUGAACUGACCAAGAAUAUAAAUAUCAAAAGAGUCUUUCAAAGUAAUGAGGAACAAAUUGAGUCAGCUCUGUAGUCCAAUUCUCAAAACCAUUCAACUGUACACCGUAAGAGCCAAUAUACGAUCAGUUGUCAGGGCUAGAGCUGGGAGCAGACUGACUACUUGCCAGUCUGUUGACGUGUCGUCAGGUUGGAUCAGCUGAGCCACGUCAGCCAGCCGGACAUAAACAACUGAACAAUUCACCGGAUG